UUUUUUUUUGUUUUUUUAAAAAAAAUUGACUCUACUUUAAAGGCGCGUUUUCACUUUCUUGAUUUCUUAUGACAAGCUAUAUAAAAUUUACACCCAUUUCAGGUGCAAAAAACGAAGAUCCUCUUUGUUAUUUAUUAGAAAUUGACGAAGCCAAAAUCCUACUUGACUGUGGGUGGUCUGAUAAAUUUGACGAACACGAUCUUGCCCAUUUAAAAAAAAUUGCAAAACAAGUUGAUGUCGUCUUGUUAUCUCAUUCUGAUUUGCCUCAUUUGGGCGCGUACCCUUAUGCACGUAGCCACCUUGGCAUGACUUGUCCCGUUUAUUCCACCAUCCCCAUUGUUAACAUGGGAAGAAUCUGCUUGUAUGACCUCUAUCAAGCCAAAACUGACGAGCUUGACUUCAAAACAUUUUCGCUGGAAGACGUCGAUAACGCAUUUGAUAAAAUUACAUCACUCCGAUAUUCACAACCUACUGCUUUAACAGGUAAAUGCCAAGGUAUUACCAUUACAGCUUACGCUGCUGCACAUACCAUUGGGGGUACGAUAUGGAAAAUUAAACAAGACACCGACGAGAUUGUUUACGCUGUAGAUUUCAAUCAUCGGAAGGAACUGCAUUUAGACGGAACUGUGUUGCAUUCUGGUGGUGUUGUUUUAGAUGCUUUGACUCGUCCUUCUUUACUCAUUACCGAUGCCUACAAUUCAAAAGUCGUUCACCCAGCCCGUAAAGACAGAUAUGCCGCUAUGUUUGAUACCAUGAUGACUACAUUAAAUAACGGAGGCUCUGUUUUACUACCUACCGAUUCUACGGCGCGUGUUCUGGAACUAUCUAAUCUACUGGAACAACAUUGGUCCCAAAACCAAAUCAGCUACCCUCUCAUCAUGUUAACUUAUACCAGUUUCCGUAUGGCUUAUUUCGCCAAAGUUAUGUUAGAAUGGAUGGGCGAGGAUCUCAAUAAGAACUUCUCCCAGCGUGAAUUACCUUAUGAAUUUAAAUACAUGCGAUUAUGCCAUAAAUUAGCAGAUCUCGACAACUACCCAGGUCCCAAAGUCGUCAUAGCCAGCAAUGAUAGUUUAGAGACAGGUUUUUCACGUGAGUUGUUUGUCAAAUGGAUGGCCAUGGAGGAUAAAAAUACCCUGAUCUUAACUGACAGGUCUGGUCCCGACACUUUGGCACGUCGUUUAUACAAUGAUUGGGAUGCUCAAACGGGGGAUCCUCAAGUACCAGUCAACAGCACCAAAGUACCCGUCAAAUCAGCUAUCGAAUACGAAACCACCAUGGAUUUAAAGGUCUAUAAGCGUGUGCCUCUAGAAGGUGCAGAGUUACAAGAAUAUGAGGCCGCGCAACGUGCCAAACAAGAACGUGAUGCUGCACAAGCCGCCAUGAUUGCGCGAAGUAAAACCAUCAUCGAGGAGGAUGAAUCCGACUCUUCCGAUAUUGACGACGUGGAUGAAAAUAUGGAAGAUUUGUUGACUAAGCAGUUUGAUUUAUAUGUGAGGGAUGCUGGAAAAUCGGGUGGAUUCUUCAAACAAGCCCAGAGUUAUCGUAUGUUUCCUUAUCUUGAGAAACGCAAAAAGAUCGAUGACUAUGGUGAAGCCAUUCAAGUCGAACAUUAUAUGAAGGCUUCGGAUUUUGAACGUAUUGAGCAAGAGAAGAAGAGCUUAGGCGAAGGAGCGAAUUUUGGCAAAGAAGACGAAAUGCAAGUGGAUAUCGACGAGCAUUUUUUUUUGGGAAGAGAUGAUACACCUACAAAAUAUACCUCCAGUGACGAAACCUUACAUAUCAAAUGUCAAUUAAGAUAUGUCGAUUUAGAAGGUCUUUCUGAUGGUCGAUCUAUUAAGACCAUCUUGCCUCAAAUCGCACCUCGCAAAUUGAUUAUUGUGCAUGGUUCCAAGGAAUCUACAGAUGAUUUAUCUUCAGCCGUACACAGCAUCGACCACUUCACAAAUGAAAUUUUUACGCCCUCUGUAGGCGAAGUGCUGAAUGUCUCUGCCGCUACCAACAUUUACAGAGUCAAGUUGACAGAUAGUAUGGCCAGCUCACUUCAGUUCUCCAAGCUUGAUGACUAUGAUUUAGCACGUAUCGUGGGUCGUAUUCAUUUCCCAGAUGAUUCCACCACUCCUUCAUUAGAUGUGGCUAUGCCUGAUGCAACAGUUAAGGAAGAACCCACUAUCUUUGUCGGCGAUGUCAGAUUGUCAGAAUUCAAAAAGGUAUUACAAUCAGCAGGAAUUCAGGCAGAAUUUAAGGGAGAAGGAAUUUUAGUCUGUAAUGACGAAGUAGCCGUUCGAAAGACGGGUACAGGACAAUUGCUAGUGGAAGGCAUAUUAUCAGAGGACUAUUACAAAAUUAGAUCCUUGUUGUAUGCUCAACAUGCCAUUGUGUAAAAAAAAAAUAAACAAUAAAAAAAUGGGCUUGGGCGUGUGCAUGUAUGGAAGUAUUUGAGGCGUG
This is a messenger RNA of Mucor mucedo, 2445 nucleotides long. Its product is annotated as beta-lactamase-like protein. NCBI's taxonomy places the organism in Eukaryota, Fungi, Mucoromycota, Mucoromycetes, Mucorales, Mucoraceae. The record is from RefSeq and is a predicted model, not a curated record. Gene Ontology annotation, molecular function: RNA binding. Gene Ontology annotation, cellular component: mRNA cleavage and polyadenylation specificity factor complex. Bases 69 to 2381 code for a protein of 770 amino acids. The transcript has 8 exons. Gene Ontology annotation, biological process: mRNA 3'-end processing by stem-loop binding and cleavage.